GUGGGCCGGGCCGAACCAGACCAGACUGAACCGAGGGGGCGAUGCGGCUGCUGCCCCUGUUGCGGACUGUCCUCUGGGUCGCGCUCCUCGGCUCCCCUCUGCAAGGGGGCUCUGGCCUCCGUCACGACUUCUACUGGAACUCCAGUAACCCCAGGCUGCUUCGAGGAGACGCCGUGGUGGAGCUGGGCCUCAACGACUACCUAGACAUCUUCUGCCCGCACUAUGAGGGUCCAGGGCCCCCUGAGGGCCCUGAGACAUUUGCUUUAUACAUGGUGGACUGGUCGGGCUAUGAGGCCUGCCAGGCACAGGGGGCAGGUGCCUUUAAGCGCUGGGAGUGCUCCCUCCCCUUCGCUCCCUUUGGCCCUGUUAAAUUCUCAGAGAAGAUUCAGCGCUUCACACCUUUCUCCCUUGGCUUCGAGUUUUUGCCUGGAGAGACCUACUACUACAUCUCGGUGCCAACUCCCGGGAGUCCUGGCCAGUGCUUGAGGCUCCAGGUGUCUGUCUGCUGCAAGGAGAGCAGAACCAGAGCCCUCCCAAGACACCCUGGAGGAGGAGCCCCUGCCACCAGAGCUGGGAGUGCCAAGCCAGACAGACAAGACGGAGGAGUGAUGGGGGAAGUCAGCUGGUCUGAGGUGACCCUUGCAGGUGCUGGCCCCCUUAUCCCAGGCUGAAGAGGAACUACAGGGAGCUGCAGACAGCCCUGGGCAUCUAACGCCAAGGCAAGAUAAACAGAGUCUUCAACAGCUGCUUUGAUGGCCUUAUCGCAUCUCCCAGGAAGACUGGAAUUUGAUGGGAUUGAAUCCUUGAGCCUGCUGGGGGCCAAGGCUGAAAACCUGGGGCAGGUGGAUUGCAGGACCAGGGCAAGGAAGCAGCACAGACCUGCCACCUGUGCCCAGUGCCCUGUGGGCCCCUUCCCUGGGACAGCACCUUUCCCUCCCAGGGGGUCACUCACUUGUCUUCUGUGAAGACAGAUACUUGCCAUGAGGCUGAAUUUCAUAUCAAUUUGUAUUUUUGUAAGUGUCUGGACCAAACCUUCAAUAAACCACCCAUCUUU
Molecule: messenger RNA, 1054 nt
Organism: Pteronotus mesoamericanus
Lineage: Eukaryota; Metazoa; Chordata; Mammalia; Chiroptera; Mormoopidae
Gene: EFNA4
Product: ephrin A4
Exons: 4
Coding region: 42-671 (209 amino acids)
Biological process (GO): axon guidance; ephrin receptor signaling pathway
Cellular component (GO): plasma membrane
Molecular function (GO): ephrin receptor binding
Source: RefSeq, a predicted model, not a curated record